This is a messenger RNA of Pan troglodytes (chimpanzee), 1087 nucleotides long. RefSeq names its product deleted in primary ciliary dyskinesia homolog (gene DPCD). NCBI's taxonomy places the organism in Eukaryota, Metazoa, Chordata, Mammalia, Primates, Hominidae. The transcript has 6 exons. The record is from RefSeq and is a predicted model, not a curated record. Bases 64 to 663 code for a protein of 199 amino acids.
AAGUGACCCUCUGUGGAACGGUUGCCAUGGCAGCGGCUGGGCGUGCUGCUUAGCAGGGGAAAGAUGGCGGUGACGGGCUGGUUGGAGAGUCUGCGGACAGCCCAGAAGACUGCGCUGCUGCAGGACGGGAGAAGGAAGGUUCACUAUUUAUUCCCAGACGGCAAGGAAAUGGCUGAAGAAUAUGACGAGAAGACGAGUGAACUACUUGUGAGAAAGUGGCGUGUGAAAAGUGCCCUGGGAGCCAUGGGCCAGUGGCAGCUUGAAGUAGGAGACCCAGCGCCCCUAGGAGCAGGGAACCUGGGGCCUGAACUCAUCAAGGAAAGCAAUACCAAUCCUAUCUUCAUGCGCAAGGACACCAAGAUGAGUUUCCAGUGGCGGAUUCGAAACCUCCCCUAUCCUAAGGAUGUCUAUAGUGUCUGUGUGGACCAGAAGGAGCGCUGCAUCAUUGUCAGAACAACCAACAAGAAGUACUACAAGAAGUUCUCCAUUCCUGAUCUAGAUAGACACCAGCUACCUCUGGAUGACGCCUUGCUGAGCUUUGCCCACGCCAACUGCACCCUGAUCAUCUCUGUAAGAUUCACCCAGACUUCUUGGACACUGCAUCAGGGAGAGUCUUCCUCUUUCCCUGCCCACUUCCCAUCCCAUCAGAGUCCUCAGUUCUAGCCCCAAGCCCUAGGGCCUCAAUUUUCUCGUGCAAAUAAGGGGAUCAGAAGGAGAAGGGGCCCCAAGCGUGUGUGGAAGGAGAUGGGACAGUGACUGAAUUAUUUUCUUAUUCCUGGCUGCAUCCACAGUACCAGAAGCCAAAGGAGGUUAUGGUGGCCGAGUCUGAGCUACAGAAGGAACUAAAGAAGGUAAAGACAGCCCAUGGCAACGAUGGGGACUGCAAGACCCAGUAGUUGGCCCCUGAGCCUUAUACCUCCACCACAGGGGGUGCCGUGAGACUUCAAGGCUUGGCCCUUCUUGACCACGGCAGCCUCCUGUCUUCUAGGAGCUAUCAAGGGUCUCUAAGAACUGGGCAUGGGGCACUCCUAGCCAGUGAGUCAUGGUCAUAUUUCCUGAGUAAAGUCAUUCUGAGUUACUUACUGCA